Molecule: messenger RNA, 2309 nt
Organism: Cololabis saira (Pacific saury)
Lineage: Eukaryota; Metazoa; Chordata; Actinopteri; Beloniformes; Belonidae
Gene: ugt5d1
Product: UDP glucuronosyltransferase 5 family, polypeptide D1
Exons: 5
Coding region: 81-1787 (568 amino acids)
Molecular function (GO): UDP-glycosyltransferase activity
Source: RefSeq, a predicted model, not a curated record
GAGUUCUACAACUCUUAAAUCUCCUUAAAAUAGAAUGUUCAGAGCAGCUUCAGGUAACAUGUGCCACAAGUAAUUAAGUUAUGUGUGAAAGGGCCAAAAUUAUGCAAGCCUGGAAUUUGAACUCAAAUAUAAAGGGAAACCUUGGAAUGGACUCUGUGGGAAAGAAUAACAGCACUCUUUCAAUGGUAGGAAAAAUGCUGCGUGGUUAUGUGCACGGGACACUUGUAUUCUUCAGCUUAAGUCUGAUAUUCUUCACACCUCAGUGUGAGGGAGGAAACAUUCUGGUGUUCCCUGUGGAUGGCAGCCACUGGAUCAAUAUGAAGGUUUUACUAGAAGACCUUCAUGCCAGGGGACACAACAUCACUGUGGUCAGAGCCUCCAGCAGCUGGUACAUCCCAGAGCAGUCUCCUCUCUACACGUCAGUUACACUUGAAAUGGAGAAUGAGUUUGAAGACUUCUUUGACGUGUUCCUAGCGGAGCAGCUGAAGGUGCAGCGGGAAGGGGCUUCACUGCUGACUUUUCUCAAGCUCACCAAGUAUUUCCUUGCUAUGAUCACAGAGGCCCAUUCAUUAUGGUGUGAGGCUACAGCUCGAUUAUUUGACAAUCAGGAUUUAGUCAAAAGCUUUAUAGAUUCACAAUAUGAUCUGGUUCUUACUGAUCCGGCCAUGAGCAGUGGGGUUCUGUUAGCCAAGUACCUCAAACUGCCCUUGGUGCUCAAUGUGCGCUGGAUCACCAGUGGAGACGGCCACUUUAUUUUGGCCCCUUCACCACUCUCCUAUAUCCCAGUUCCAGGAUCAGGAUUAACAGAUAAGAUGAACUUCAUUCAGAGGGUGAAAAACAUGUUUUUCCAUGGAAUCAUACUGUUCCAGGAGAAAUUCAUGGUGGGGCCCAUCUAUGACUCCAUUUGUGAUAAAUACAUUGAAGGUGGAUGUGACAUUGUUUCACUGCUUCAGGAGGCAGACAUUUGGCUUUUCAGAUCAGAUUUUGUGUUUGAUUUCCCUCGUCCUACAAUGCCAAACGUUGUGUACAUCGGAGGAUUUCAGUGCAAACCAGCUCAGCCUCUGCCAGCAGACCUGGAGGAGUUUGUUCAGAGUGCUGGGGAGGAUGGAGUGAUCAUCAUGACUCUGGGAACUCUCGUUAACGCUUUGCCAAACGAAGUCGCACAGGAAAUUGCCAGUGUCUUUGCCAAGAUGCCCCAGAAAGUGAUAUGGAGGCACAAGGGGGAGCGUCCGUCUACGCUGGGAAACAACACUCUGAUCGUGGACUGGAUGCCACAGAAGGACCUUCUGGGUCAUCCACAGGUCAAGGUUUUUGUAGCUCACGGAGGAACCAAUGGAGUCCAGGAGGCCAUCUACCACGGCGUCCCUGUUCUAGGAAUACCCUUGUUCUUUGACCAGUAUGACAACCUUCUACGUUUGCAGGAGAGAGGAGCUGCAAAGAUCAUUCAGCUAGCUGAUGUGAACGGUCACACCUUUGAGGAAGGUAUUAAGGAAGUGCUCCACCAAGACAGCUACAGGCAGAAUAUGCAAAGACUGUCACGUUUACACAGAGAUCAACCCAUGACACCCAUGGAUCAGGCUGUUUUCUGGGUAGAGUAUGUGAUUCGCCACAAAGGAGCACCUCAUCUACGUACAGCGGCCUACAAGAUGCCCUGGUACUCUUACUACUGUUUAGAUGUGAUACUCUUAAUGGUGACUGUCACAGCUGUGCUCCUUCUCUCUGUUCUUGUUAUUUUUAGAUUUCUAUGCUGCAGGAGCAGAAGAAAGCUAAAAGUUAAACAUAAUUAACUAUUGUCACAUUUCUAAAAAAAUAUAUCUCAGUGAGUUCUCAGAAGUACAAUAUUUAUAAAUUUACAUCCGUGAUCCAAUACAUUUAGGUCGCGGAGGUGAGGAAAAUCUCAUUACAAUAGCACUCUUCAAGCAGUGAACUGCUUUUUUUUUUGUCAGACAGCAUGUGACAGAACCAAGUGUACCAAGUUGAUGCUCAGGAAGCAGGAAAAAUGGAAACAAUAAUAGAAGGUCUAUUAUAAAAACAACCUUUUUGCUGCACUUGACAGCAUGUUUCACUCACUGAGCCUGCUAAGUUAGCUGUUAGCAGCUCUGUUAUGGAGCAGAUGUAUCUGUCCUUCCCAUCUUUAUCUCCACCUUAGGUCUCAUCCUACAACUUCAAAAUACCAAUAUAUUUUUACUGAUAAUAUUGAUAUUAUCAGUACUUUUUCUUGUGUUUUACCUAUCAAUUAUGUUUUGGGUAACCACUAACCAGCACAAAAGAGUUUCUUUAAAGGAGCUUGAGGCUCCUUUUAAGAAAUG